ACACCAACAGCACCACCACAGCCAGCAUCUGAUUACUCCCUGUGCGCAAUGGAGCCAGCGGGGUGGCAGCAGCGUCUGCCGUUCUGCGAGCGGCUGCCCAAGGUGGAGCUGCACGCGCACCUCAACGGCUCCAUCCGCGACUCCACCAUCAGGGAGCUAGCGGAGAAGCGGCAAGCAGAGGCCCCCCUGGUGGCAGAGGACGCACUCCGACUCACUAAUAAAGGGCAGCGCAGUCUAGCGGAGUGCUUCAAGCUGUUUGCAGUUAUUCACAGCCUCACCACGGACCACACCACCAUCACCCGCAUCACACACGAGGUGGUGGAGGACUUUGCAGCUGACAACGUGUGCUACCUGGAGCUGCGCACCACGCCCAAGAGCAACCCCGGUGCGGGCAUGUCGAAGCAGUCGUACAUUGAGGCCGUGCUGGCAGGGCUGCUGCCCUUCAUGCGCGCCGAGACCGCAUGGCUCGACGCCCGCAACAAGCACCAAGGUCCCCCCAGCAGCGCUGCAUCAGGCAUGCCCAUUGUGGUGCGCUUGGUGCUGUCCAUCGACCGGAGGGAGAGCACUCAGGGUGCGCUGGACACGGUUCGUCUGGCAGUGCAACUGCGCUCUCAGGGAGUGGUAGGCAUUGAUCUGUCCGGCAACCCCUCCAUCGGCCAAUGGUCCACUUACCUCCCUGCUCUCCAGCUUGCUCGCUCUCACGGCCUUCCCAUCACCGUCCACUUUGCAGAGGUGCCCAACGAGAGUGAGUCGCAAGCAGUGCUGGACUUUGCACCGGACCGACUAGGCCACGCCUGCUGCCUCCCCACCCACCUCUCUCAAGCCCUGCUGCAAUCUCGUAUUCCGGUGGAGCUGUGCCUCACUUCUAAUGUGCGCACGGAGAGUGUCACGGCUUAUGGCAACCACCACUUCGACUACCUGUACCGCGCAUCUCACCCUGUUGCCAUCUGCACUGACGACUCGGGCGUAUUCAGCACCACUCUCUCGCGUGAAUAUGCACUCGCUGCAGCUGCGUUCAACCUAAGUGAUGACCACCUCAUGGAGCUUGCACACAAUUCUAUUGACUUUGCCUUCUUGCCUUGUGAAGCCAGAAAACUACUGUGUUGUAUUUUCCAAGAGCAGCUCACCCAUCUUUCAAACAUGCAAUCUGUGUUAGAAUACUAGAAUAAUUUGAAACAAGAGAGAACAAGGGAGAUAUAGUAUUGGGGUUGUACCCUCUAAGAGCAUACACCUAUCUAGCAGGGCCUCAGAUUGGUUUUGAGGUACCCUGAUUGCUCAGGGUCCCCCCCCCAUGUUUACCCUGAUUUUUCAGGGCUCCAAAAAAAAAUUCCGCUGAGU
This is a messenger RNA of Closterium sp. NIES-67, 1338 nucleotides long. The record is from the annotation of a GenBank genome assembly. NCBI's taxonomy places the organism in Eukaryota, Viridiplantae, Streptophyta, Zygnematophyceae, Desmidiales, Closteriaceae.